AGCCGGCCCAGGGUGGCGGGCAUGGGUGGCGGCGCCGGGCGGCGGGGGCCCCUUACCCUCUGGCUGACGCUGGCGCUGGCCUGGGGUGCGGGGGCCGCGCUGGCCGCCGAGGGGCUGGGGGCGGCGGAGGAGGAGGAGGAGGAGGCGGCGGCGGCGGCCGGGCUGGCGGAGCCGUGCGGGGCGGAGGGGUGGUCGCAGGAUGCCGUCCCGCCGGGCGCGGCCUUCGUCGCCGCCGCCGCCUCGUACCGCGGGCCGGGCAACAACGAUACGCGGAGCAACAAGGCGCUGCCCAUCCUGCUGUGGUGGAGCGGCAGCCUCUUCCCUCACUUCCCCGGCGACACGGAGCGGAUCGACUGCCCGCGGGGCUCUUGCUUGGUCACCCGGAGCCGGCGGGUGGCCCGGUACCGCCGCACCAAGGCCCUCAUCUUCUACGGCACCGACUUCAGGGCCUACGAGGCGCCGCUGCCCCGCCUGCCCCAUCAGACCUGGGCCCUCUUCCACGAGGAGUCCCCCAUGAACAACUACCUGCUCUCCCACCCGCCCGGCAUCCAGCUCUUCAACUACACGGCCACCUUCCGCCGGGAGUCCGACUACCCCCUCACGCUGCAGUGGUUGCCCGGCGUGGGCUACCUGCGGGGCCCGGCGGUGCCCCUGGCCGAGAAGGAGGAGUGGCGGCGGAAGGGCUACGGCCCGGUGCUCUACAUGCAGUCCCACUGCGAUGUCCCCUCGGACAGGGACCGCUACGUGCGGGAGCUCAUGAAAUACAUCCAGGUUGACUCCUACGGGAAAUGCCUGCAUAACCGUGAGCUUCCCAGUGAGCGACUGAAAGACACUUCUACAGCCACUACAGAGGAUUCUGAAUUUAUGACUUUCAUCGCCAGGUACAAGUUUCAUCUGGCCCUGGAGAAUGCCAUAUGUGAUGACUACAUGACUGAGAAGCUGUGGCGUCCAAUGCACUUGGGUGCUGUCCCAGUAUACCGAGGCUCCCCAGCUGUGCGGGACUGGAUGCCAAACAACCUCUCCAUCAUUCUUAUAGAUGACUUUGACAGCCCCCAAGAGCUGGCAAAGUACCUUGAUUUCCUGGACAAGAAUGGAGAGGAAUAUAUGAAGUAUCUAGAGUAUAAAAACCUUGGUGGAAUCAAAAACCAGUUCUUGCUGGAGAGCUUGGAGAGGCGGGAGUGGGGUGUGAAUGACAUGACUCUGCCCAAUUACCUGAAUGGCUUCGAGUGUUUCAUCUGUGACAGGGAGAACACCCGUGUCAAAGAGGAGCAGGAACACAAAAAGUCCCGUGGCAAAACUCCGGCUCCCAGACCUCGCAUAGCUCAGUUUAAGCACAUGGGAUGUCCUAUGCCAACUCCUGGGUUUGGAAGUGUUGAAGACCUCUCUGGAGGAGACAGUUGGAAAGAGAUGUGGCUGCAGGAUUAUUGGCAAAGCCUUGAUCAGGGUGAGGCCCUCACUGCUAUGAUUCAUCGCAAUGAGUCACAUCAGGGAAGAUUUUGGGACUAUAUGCACGAGAUUUUUCUCAAGAGGACGAGGCAACACUGACCCAUGUUUGUAAGAGCUUGAUUUGAAAGUUGAGACUGCGAAUUCUCAACUUGCUCCAAAUGUUUGCCUUGGAAUAGAAGUAAAACUCUCACAGAGACUGUUUCUUCUGGUGCAUGAAGUGAGUAAGUUUCUGUUAUGAUUGGAUUUCAGCAGUGGAGAUCUUAGCAGCUGCUUUGAUUUGAAUUUCAGCUCUGUGGUGUGAAGCCACUCCUGACUUGCAGGUGUCAACAUGUGGGGCAAAAGAGGAAUUUACAAUCCUUUUGCAUUUGGUAUAGUUUCCUUGUGGCUUACAUGACUUGAGAGGAACACCUCUUCAGACUCUUGCUCAAAUGCCCUAAGUUAUUUCAGGGAUUUUUUUAAUCUCCAAAAUAGUAAUCGUUUUUAUAUGUAUUUUAUCUGUCACUUAUUGUCCUCAUGAAGGUGUACUUUGAGCUGCUAUUAAUGAAUAGCUUUUCCAGUGAAGGAGUCACAAAAGACAAAUGUCUGUGGAGAGCAAUUGUGCCUUAUGAAAUUGCAGUAAUAAAGUCUCUUCUUACUAUGUAA
Calidris pugnax (ruff) is the source of this 2088-nucleotide messenger RNA. It is a transcript of the gene POFUT4, whose product is annotated as fucosyltransferase 11 (alpha (1,3) fucosyltransferase). The transcript has 3 exons. The record is from RefSeq and is a predicted model, not a curated record. Gene Ontology annotation, molecular function: alpha-(1->3)-fucosyltransferase activity. The coding region runs from base 22 to 1545 and encodes 507 amino acids. Gene Ontology annotation, cellular component: Golgi membrane. NCBI's taxonomy places the organism in Eukaryota, Metazoa, Chordata, Aves, Charadriiformes, Scolopacidae.